AUGGCCGACGUCGCAGUCCCGCCCGACGUCGUCGCAGAGGUCACCCAGAUCCUCUCCAACCUCGUCCUCGGCGACAACCAAAUUCGUUCCAGUGCAGAGCAGGUCGUCGAAGAACGCCUCGCAAGCACCCCCGAGCUCUAUCUCCUCGCCAUCGCCCAAUUCGCCACCUCCGCAGAUACAGAACUCAUGCGCUCCUUCUCCCUCGUCCUCCUCCGCCGCCUUCUCUUCCGCCCGUCCACCACCCACCGCGUCCCUCUCUACGACCACCUCGGCCCCCAGGCCAUCGAGACCCUCCACCGCAUCCUUCUCCACUCCCUCCUCCACGAGCCCGCGCCCGUCGUCCGUCGCAAGACAGUCGACACCGUCACCGACCUCUCCAACAACGCGUCCAAGCGCGGCUACCCGUGGAACGCCCUCCGCUCCCAGGUGUUCGCCAUGGCCGACAGCCCCGACGUCCUCACCCGCGAGGCCGCCUUCCGCGUCUUCGCCGGCUGCCCCAACCUCCUCGUCGAUCUCCCCACCGACGCCACCGUAGCCCUCCUCCAGCGCGGGCUCCAGGACGCCCAGAGCACAGAGGUCCGGCUCGCAGCCCUCCGCGCGUCCGCCGCCUUCCUCACCUCAUCCGACCUCGCCCAACAAGCACAGGCGCUCGCCCUCAUGUACCCCAUGCUCAACACCCUCCCCUCCGUCCCGCGCGCACAGCAGCCGCCGUUCCUCUCCGUCCUGACCGACCUCGCUGCGUCCAACCCACACCUCUUUCGACCACAUAUCCCCGCCCUGCUCACCUUCCUGCCGUCGCUAUUGCUGCCCGUGGUCGAUGCGGGCCCGACUCCGACCGUGGCGCGGCCGAAUCCGGGUACGUUCGCGUUCCCUCCUGUGACGAGCGCUGGGAAGGGAGAGAACGGAGAGGAGAGGGAAAACGGGGAGGACGACGAGGUGCGGAAGGGCGCACUGGAGUUCAUGACGACGCUCAGCGAGGCCAAGCCGAGCAUGCUCAAGGGCGUGGAGGCGUGGGUGAACAUCGUCGUGCGGGGGUGCCUGGAGGGCAUGGGCGAGAUCCCUGAGGACGACACCGAGGCGUGGCUGGACGCGGACCCAGCGGAAGACCCGACAGAAGACUCGUACCCGCACACGUACGAGCACUCGCUGGACCGCGUCGCGUGCGCGCUGGGCGGGGCGGCGGUGCUCCCUCAGGCAUUCUCGUUCAUCCCGGCCAUGCUCGCGUCGCACGACUGGCGGCUCCGACAUGCGGGGCUCAUGGCCAUCGCGUCGAUCGCGGAGGGGACGAGCAAAGUGAUGCAAAACGAGCUCGGAAAGGUCAUCGACCUGGUCGUCCCGAUGUUUGGCGACGCGCACCCGCGCGUGCGCUACGCCGCUUGCCAGUGCAUCGGACAGCUGUGCACAGAUCUCGAGGAGGUCGUCCAGGAAAAGUUCCACCAGCAAAUCUUCGCGGCCCUCAUCCCUGCGCUCGAGGCACCCGAGGCUCGAGUGCACGCGCACGCAGCGGCUGCGCUCAUCAACUUCUGCGAAGGGGUAGAGCGAGAAACCCUAAUCCCGUACCUCGACUCCAUCGUGGAGCGCCUGCUGAAGCUGCUCAACCCCGCGGCGACGGACGCGGCGAGGCAGCCGAAACGGUAUGUCCAGGAGCAGGUCAUCACGACGCUCGCAAUGGUCGCGGACGCGAGCGAGGCGACGUUCGCCAAGCAUUACGCGACGAUCAUGCCUCUGCUGCUGAACGUCAUGCAGAAUGCGAACGGCGCCGAGUACAGGAAGCUGCGGGUCAAGGCAAUGGAGUGCGCGGGCCUCAUCGCCAUCGCAGUCGGCCGCGAUAUCUUCCGCCCUGACUCACGGACGUUCGUCGAGCUCCUCAUGCGCAUCCAGAACAGCCCAGUGGACCCGAACGACACCAUGCUGAGUCAUUUCCUCAUCGCGACGUGGGCGAAGGUUUGUCAAGCUCUCGGGGAGGAGUUCGAGCCUUACCUACCCGUCGUCAUGCCCCCACUUCUCCGCGUUGCGAGCUCGAAGGCGGACAUCUCGAUAUAUGGCACAGACGACGACGAAGAGCGCGAGGAACGGGACGGCUGGGAGAGCAUCUCGAUGGACGGUCGCCAGGUCGGCGUCAAGACGUCUGCACUGGAAGACAAGUGCCAGGCGUUCGAGACCCUGCUCAUCCACGCGUCCACGCUCAACGCGCGGUUUGGGCCGUAUGUCUCGCAGACCCUGGAGCUCGCGUUGCCUGGAUUGCGCUUCUACAUACACGACGGCGUCCAAGAGGCGUGCGCCAUGUUGAUACCGGUGUUGUUCUCGUGCGGCAAAAACAGCGGGACGCUGACGCAGCAGAUGGUCGCCGCGACUUUCUCGCAGCUGAUCAACUGCAUCGGCCACGAGACCGACUCGUCGUUUCUCGCGUCCCUCUUCAAGUGCGUCCUCGACACGAUGCUCGUCAUCGGCGGCCCCGCCGCGCUCGCUCCGGAAUUCCACAGCGGGCUGCUCGAGGCGACGAAGCGCCAGCUGCAGUCGCUCGCGGACAGGCGGAAGGCGCGCGCGGGGCGGCCCUCGCACGAGUUGCGCGAGGACAAGGAGGAUUUGAUGCUCAUCGAGGAGAUGGAGGACUUCGCGCUCGAGGACAUGGCGAAGGUCCUGCGGACGUUGGACGCGGACCAUCCGCUGCUCAUCGCCGUAUCGAGCGUGCGGGAGCUCGGGCUGCACCUGUCGGAGUGGGAGAGCGAGGAUGAGGGCGGCGUCGCGGGCUAG
Molecule: messenger RNA, 2754 nt
Organism: Dichomitus squalens LYAD-421 SS1
Lineage: Eukaryota; Fungi; Basidiomycota; Agaricomycetes; Polyporales; Polyporaceae
Product: ARM repeat-containing protein
Exons: 14
Coding region: 1-2754 (917 amino acids)
Biological process (GO): protein import into nucleus
Cellular component (GO): nucleus; cytoplasm
Molecular function (GO): nuclear import signal receptor activity
Source: RefSeq, a predicted model, not a curated record